AUGAAGUCCAACUUCCUCAUCGCCCUAUUCAGCCUGGCUCUGGCCGCUGUUGCUGCUCCUACCAAUAUUGGUAGCGGACUUGGCAACGGUGGGGGCGGUGCCUUGAGCGGAGGUGGCGGUGGCGGCGGUUCCAUUGGCGGAGGCCUCGGGGGUGGCUUUGGGGGUGGCUUCGGUGCUGGUUCUGGCCUUGGUGCCGGUCUUGGUGCCUGUGCUGGCAAGGAUGACUGA
Penicillium griseofulvum is the source of this 228-nucleotide messenger RNA. RefSeq lists its product as uncharacterized. The coding region runs from base 1 to 228 and encodes 75 amino acids. The record is from RefSeq and is a predicted model, not a curated record. The transcript is spliced from 2 exons. Lineage: Eukaryota; Fungi; Ascomycota; Eurotiomycetes; Eurotiales; Aspergillaceae.